AUGACUUCCGAUUUUCUACCGGAUAACGAAAGUUAUUAUCAGUUUUAUAAAGAACAGGCUGAGCUAAAUGGUUAUUAUAAGUAUUCGUGUCAUUUUAUCCCAUUUAUCACUCUUCCGAUUUAUGCUGAAGCAUGUUAUUGUAUUCUCUAUAAAUGUAAACAAUUCAGUCCAAAAUAUGUGACUAUUUUGCAGAUUCAUAUGUUUUUACAUUUCUUUGGUGAAAUUUACUGGACAGUACUCCUUCUUCCUGUAAUUGUUCUGCCAAGUAUUGGAAUUUCAACUGAAGGAUUUUUGAGUGUACUGAGAAUAUCCUCCAGUUGGCAAAUAUUUAUAAUGUGUGGAAUACUUCAAAUAAGUACUGCAACAAUGAUUCAUCUUUUGAUUUAUCGAUUGAAAUUCGCCGUUCCUCCCGAUGCUUCGAGAGCUAUUAAAAUUGGCGCUGAUCUUACAAACGGUUUCUAUUAUUUCACUGCCAUAUUCUGUACUUGCGCGAUUGGAUUCAUGGAUGAAGAUCAAAAAGUUGCAAAGAGUCGGAUAAUCCACAAGUAUCUUGUCCCUCCUCCAAAUCUUUGGGAAGAUAACUACGUAACAACUGAUAGAGAAAACCCUAACUUCAAGUAUUAUGUUUAUAUCACAGUUGCAGAAAUCAUGAUUCUGAUUAUCAACAUAAUCGUUGUUCCAACUGUUUCAUUUCAUUUUCUCUCUAAAAACAGAACUGAAAAGUCAGAGAAACUGGCACAAGCUCACAAGCAAACCCUUCAGGUUCUGGUCUUCCAGUUGGCAAUCCACUGCAUAUUUCAUUUACUUCCAUUAGUUUGCUUCACGUGGUCCGCUAUUUUCCGGACAAAAAACAUUGCACUCCUAUCAGUUGGAUUACUCAUUUGGGCAUUGCAUGGUGCUGCAUGCACUCUUGCAUUAAUUCUGGCAAAUAAACCAUUCCGAUUAACAACUGCAACCCAUUUAAAAACUGAUCUAGCAGCCAUUGGUCCAUAUUUAUUGAAAUCUCCUGGUUUCGUUGACCAAUGCCAGAACAAGUUCUCUCCAAUGUCAUUGAUAUUCGAAUGUUUUGAUGGGUUUGUUUGGGCGAAUGAAUCAGCUGACUUCUCGAGUGUACUAUUCCAUAAAAACCUUCGAAUGUUUGAACCGGAAGCUCUUUUCGUAUGUCGUUUGGUUACAAAGUUCCCGAGAGCCAACUGA
Molecule: messenger RNA, 1197 nt
Organism: Caenorhabditis remanei
Lineage: Eukaryota; Metazoa; Nematoda; Chromadorea; Rhabditida; Rhabditidae
Exons: 5
Coding region: 1-1197 (398 amino acids)
Source: RefSeq, a predicted model, not a curated record